Molecule: messenger RNA, 1293 nt
Organism: Oppiella nova
Lineage: Eukaryota; Metazoa; Arthropoda; Arachnida; Sarcoptiformes; Oppiidae
Source: the annotation of a GenBank genome assembly
AUGCAGGACAGUAUUGCCGAUACAAAAGGCAUCGAAGAGGAUAAUUCAAAUAUGAGAAAUAUAUUGGACUUUAUAUCCAAUUAUCCCGAAAUUAAUUCAAUUUGUGUGCUAUUAAAGCCUAAUAAUGCCAGAGUUGGUGUAGUAUUUAAUCACUUGAAUAAGUCGGCCGCCGAUAACAUACUAUUCCUGUUUACUAAUGCCCGAUCUACACAAUAUGCUCCGGGAGAUACCGGACCGGCAUUACUAACUUUAUUAAAUCAGAUCAGAAAGAGACCACCAAAUGUGGACAUAAAAUACGGCAAAGAAACAAUCUAUUGCUUAGACAACGAGGCCUUUCGGUUUGCAGUGGCGUCGGCACCGCCUAAUAAUAUGAUGUUUGACGACAUGUUAACGCGAGACUACGAAAUUAGCUGGCAAAGAUCAGUCAAAGAAUGCGAUCGACUAUUAGAUAGAAUCAUAUCCAUUACCCCACAUAGGGUGAUGGACACCCUAUCACUUAAUAAUGCCAAACAGAAUAUCCUUUUAUUAACUAAACCAUUGGCUGAUAUCGCUAAAAACAUAUCUGAUAACGUCAAGCAAUGUGAACGGCAUAAGAAACGUAUUCAUGAAUUCACUGGCGAUAUAAACGAUCUCGAAAAGGAACUGUAUAUCCCUUCAGUGGACAUCGAAACCGAUCCAUUAGAGCACCCGAAGACUGUUUGCAGUGAUAAGGAUUGCUGUACUCAAGAGAAUAUUAACGGAACUAUCAAGUUCCACUACAAAACAGAUUGUCAUUCACCAUGCUACUUGGAUAAUAGCGAUGGCAACAUUAUAGGAAACCAGGGUUUAUUAGAUUGCCUGGCAUUCAAUGAGUACGAAGAGAUAAGGGAACCCGAGUGGGUCGUACCUACUAAUGUAUUGCCCGACCAAAAUAUUACGCUAAACGACGAGGGUAAAGCAUUUUUGCGUUUAGUAAGAAGGAUCAAGUCAGAAACGUGCAAUAAAUGCAAACAUUCGUAUCAAUCGCACCUACAUAUCAACUACGAGACUCGUUUGGUGAAUAAACAGGUCAGGGAUGAAACCAAAUACCAGCGCAUAACCACAGCUCAAGAGGCAUCCGAAGCUCAACAAGCUCAAAUUAUGGAGCUCGAAGUCAAAAUUAAGGAGUUGACUGAUGAGAAUACAAUUAUUACGAAGUGCAUGGCUAAGUUUGCGUGUUUCCUUAAAAAUAACGCUCUGACACCAUUUAAUGAUGCAUUUGAAGAUUACGUGAACUUGCUCAUUGCUAACGAGAAACAGCAUGGUUACGAUUGA